Messenger RNA from Lactuca sativa (garden lettuce), 1245 nucleotides. RefSeq lists its product as uncharacterized. Lineage: Eukaryota; Viridiplantae; Streptophyta; Magnoliopsida; Asterales; Asteraceae. The record is from RefSeq and is a predicted model, not a curated record.
GUCACAACCACUCUAACCAUAUCGUAGCUUCUCUUCAAAGCACUCAAAAUAGAUAAUUAUCAACACAAUCUUGUUAUGGCUCCUGACAGAGAUACCCUAUUCGCUUCCUACAAUCAUGUUAAAAGUACUCCAAGCAAUUUCCAAAAGCCUUCAAGGUUAUCAAUGGAUACCCUACAAAGAACAAUAUCGGACAUAUCCUUUGAGCUUAGCAAAGAAGUUGAUGCUGUUGCUGAUGAGUUGACGCUUCCCCCAAUUUCAGAAGUUGAAGAUGCGAAGUGUGAGUGUUGUGGGAUGUGUGAGGAGUGUACCCCAGAGUACAUUGCUCGAGUGCGAGAGAAGUUUUUGGGAAAGUUGAUUUGUGGGUUGUGCUCAGAGGCUGUGAAAGAAGAGAUGGAGAAAUGUGGAGGGAAGAUAGAGGAGGCAUUGAAUGAACACACGAGGGUUUGUGUGAGAUUUAACCGGUUUGACAGGACGAAUCCAGUGUUGUUCCAAGCUGCGGCUAUGAAGGAGAUGCUGAAGAAGAGUUCAAGGUUUGAUGGAAGUAGAGCCAAAUCUCUUAGCCCUAGAGAUCAUAAGAGAGGUUAUGGUAAUGCAAACAAGGGUGGCCUUACUAGGAGUUCAAGUUGCAUACCUUCCAUUACAAAGGAGAUGAGUGACAGAAAGUUUGUCAAUUGAGCACCCUAAUAUGUGUCCAGUAUUCUAAUUGUGAUCCUUUUGAUAUAUAUAAAGGCCUAACAAAAAUCCCUUAAGUCCUCCUUUCUCCUUUCUCCUUUCUCCUUAUAGUCUUCAUCAAAAUACAAACCUUUUUAGCGUUAAUGUUUCCGCAAGUGAUCUCUACUAUUCCUUCUCGUUCCACCUGAAAAUUUUAUCCUUAGAGCUCUUUCUAGAUUUGUGUAUAUCAUGAUGUCUUUUACAUCUUGAAAACCCAUGUUACUGUACAUAUUGUAAGCUUCCUCCUUAGCUUCAAUAACUAAACUCUCCUAUUAGGAUACAUAAAGGUACAUAUAUAGCCUUUCCAGGUAAGACAGAAAUCAACCCCUGAUGUAUGAAGUGAGAACCUAUUUAUGUCAUGUUACCUUCAGUGCCUUUAUGUGUUCAUGAAUGUAUAUUAAUUACUUUCUUAUCUCUUGAAGAACUAAUACAUUUCUAUCUUGUCACAAAGAUUAAAUUAAAUUCUGGUUAAUGGCUUGUAAGAAUAAUGAACUUUGUCCUUGUACAUAUUUAGUCACUAAUUUAUUAUUAUUA